CCCGUGUGGCCUUCAUCAAGCUACAAAGUCCCAACUCCCGGAGGACCAGCGCCUCCUCCCUCUCGUGCCCUCCCUUCCCUCCGCUCGUCGCCCGGAAAAUUUGCCCCGAAACUUUCAAAUCACCCGGCAAAAUCAAAAAAUUUCCCCAAUCUUCCCCGCACGGCGCGCCUGCCCGUCGUCUCCCUCCCGCUCCCACCCUUAUCCGCUCCUCCCUCCCUCCCUCCCACCCCCGCCUCCUUCCCUCGCAAGCCAGCGCCAAUCCCAUUCCAAUUCAAAAUUUCUCCCAAUUCCCCCACGCCCCUAUAAAUCCCCCUCCGUCCCAUCCAUUCCGCACACCGAAAUCUCCCAAUCCCCCACCUGAAAACCCUCUAAUCCUCCAAUCCCCAACCCCUAAGCCACCCGCCGGUUGGACAGACGAUGCCGGCGGUGCCGACGCUUGUGCCCGCGUGCGACGCGGAGGAGCCGCUUCUGGCGGAGUCGUCGGACCGCUUCUCCAUGUUCCCUAUCCGUUUCCCGCAGAUCUGGGAGUUCUACAAGAAGGCGGUGGCCUCCUUCUGGACGGCCGAGGAGGUGGACCUCUCCGCCGACGCGCGCCACUGGGACGAGGCGCUAUCCCCCGACGAGCGCCACUUCAUCUCCCACGUGCUCGCCUUCUUUGCCGCCUCCGACGGCAUCGUGCUCGAGAACCUCGCCUCCCGGUUCAUGUCCGACGUCCAGGUCGCCGAGGCGCGUGCCUUCUACGGCUUCCAGAUCGCCAUCGAGAACAUCCACUCAGAGAUGUACUCGCUGCUGCUCGAGACCUACAUCCGCGACGGCGCCGAGAAGGACCAACUCUUCCGCGCCAUCGACACCGUCCCCGCCGUGCGCCGCAAGGCCGAUUGGGCCAUGCGCUGGAUCGACGGCGGGGAGCGCUUCGCUGAGCGCCUUGUCGCCUUCGCCUGCGUCGAGGGCAUCUUCUUCUCGGGCUCCUUCUGCGCCAUCUUCUGGCUCAAGAAGCGCGGACUCAUGCCUGGCCUCACCUUCUCCAACGAGCUCAUCUCCCGCGACGAGGGUCUGCACUGCGACUUCGCCUGCCUCAUCUACGACCUCCUCCGCAGCAAGCUCGACGAGGCGCGAGUCCGCGAGAUAGUCGCCGACGCCGUCGACAUCGAGCGCGAGUUCGUCUGCGACGCGCUCCCCUGCGCGCUCGUCGGCAUGAACGGCGAUCUCAUGAGCCAGUACAUCGAGUUCGUCGCCGACCGCCUGCUCAUGGCGCUGGGGCACAAGAAGAUGUACAACGUCGCCAACCCCUUCGACUGGAUGGAGCUCAUCUCCCUGCAGGGCAAGACCAACUUCUUCGAGAAGCGCGUCGGCGACUACCAGAAGGCCUCCGUCAUGAACAGUCUCAAUGGCGGCAACGCCGGCAACCUCGUCUUCAGCAUCGACGAGGACUUCUGAACGCGUAAUCUAUUCCCAUAAUCUUGUUUGCCUGGUCUUGGUCGCUUGCUAGUACAUGCACUGGGUGAUGCGUGGUGUUUCGGUCGCUGUGUUACUGGAUCCUGUUCGUGAUGUAAUGUAAUCACUCAAGUUGAUUUCUGAA
Molecule: messenger RNA, 1579 nt
Organism: Phragmites australis (common reed)
Lineage: Eukaryota; Viridiplantae; Streptophyta; Magnoliopsida; Poales; Poaceae
Product: ribonucleoside-diphosphate reductase small chain-like
Exons: 1
Coding region: 418-1437 (339 amino acids)
Biological process (GO): deoxyribonucleotide biosynthetic process
Molecular function (GO): oxidoreductase activity
Source: RefSeq, a predicted model, not a curated record